Molecule: messenger RNA, 666 nt
Organism: Miscanthus lutarioriparius
Lineage: Eukaryota; Viridiplantae; Streptophyta; Magnoliopsida; Poales; Poaceae
Source: the annotation of a GenBank genome assembly
AUGGCGCUGCCGAAUCAGGGGACCGUGGAGUACCCCAGCUUCAAGCUUGUCAUCGUCGGCGAUGGCGGAACGGGUAAAACUACAUUUGUGAAGAGGCAUCUCACGGGAGAAUUUGAGAAGAAAUAUGAACCAACCAUUGGUGUGGAAGUCCACCCAUUGGAUUUCACCACAAACUGUGGUAAGAUCAGGUUCUACUGCUGGGACACUGCUGGGCAAGAGAAGUUCGGUGGCCUCAGGGAUGGAUACUAUAUCCAUGGUCAAUGUGCAAUCAUCAUGUUUGAUGUAACCUCAAGGCUGACAUACAAGAAUGUUCCUACAUGGCAUAGGGACCUGUGCAGGGUGUGUGAAAACAUCCCAAUUGUCCUUUGCGGUAACAAGGUUGAUGUCAAGAACAGGCAGGUGAAAGCCAAGCAGGUCACCUUCCACAGGAAGAAGAAUCUGCAGUACUAUGAAAUUUCUGCCAAGAGCAAUUACAAUUUUGAGAAACCUUUCCUUUACCUUGCGAGGAAGCUGGCUGGUGAUCCGAACCUUCACUUUGUUGAAGCUGUUGCCCUGAAGCCUCCGGAAGUUACCAUCGACAUGGCUAUGCAGCAACAGCAUGAAGCUGAGCUUGCUGCUGCGGCUGCACAACCUCUUCCUGAUGAUGAUGAUGAUCUGAUCGAGUAG